GGUAUCACCAAACUGGCGAAAUUCCUGAAGGUGUCCCGCGCGGCGGACAAACGGACCCGAUCCGGAACGGAAUUCAGCAGGAGAGAGACAGGAUGGAAUGGGGGCAUAGAGCAGAGAAGCAUAUUAUUUCCCCAUCAUACUUAGAUACUGACACCAAAACAGACACAAAACCCCGACGACACCACUCCCGAGGACUACCUAUACGACGCUACACACCAGUAACCCACCUUGUAUUGACGAUCCCCUCAUGUACUCUUCGGUGUACCCAAACGGGAUAGCCGCUCUGCCACGUGAUAACGAGGCCGCGGGGUAAUAAAACAGAUCCAGCACCACCAUCUUUGUGGCCUUAGAAGCUCACCACGUGUGUCGAGUGCCCAAAGAUCUCUCUCCUCCAUCCACUUAGGCAGGAUACCAGCUUGUGUCCAUCCACUUAUCAACAUCGACCAUGUCGCUGGGGCAAAAGGCUGAGGGUCUCAGGCGAAAGAUCAAUGCAGCGGGUGGUGAUAUGGCCAUCCCAAUUCUCUCAGCCGUCAAUGCCGCGGCUGAUAUGUGCCCUCCUCUAAAGAGUGCCACUAGCGGCGCACUUUUCAUCAUCGGCGAGGUCCAGAAAUUCAACGAGAAUAAGAAAGAAUAGGAGGAUUUUGGGAAAUACGUCGUCGACAACGUGGUCGAGGUGGUUGCAGCCAUGAUCCGUCAACGGAAGAGGCAAAGCCAUUGGACAGGAUCUGUUAAGCAGCUCAGGGGGGACUCAGGCGAGCGGGAGCAUGAGGUUGAGCUAGAGCGCAAUGUCAAGGGUUGUUUGAGCAUUGCACUCAAGUAAUUCUUGUCCUACUUAUAGCCUAUCUAACUGUAUAGCGAAGACGGUAACAAAAGGAAACUAGCGCCUCUGACGCUUUGUGCAAUGGAGGGUUCGCCACUCGGCAACGCUUUGCCUGCGGCCGCGCCCCUCCCCCUUUGCCCUUGUGUGGCGUCGGGCUGCCGCAACAACAGGAUCAAGUUAUUAUGGACUAAAUAUUGGUGGACAAGUGGCCUUGUGCCGCAGCCUUAAUAUUUCGUGCAUCAUAAUGUAAUGUGUCAACGCAAAGUGCAAAGAGGAAGAAGAGUCUGGUCACUAAACAGGAGAGACUCGU
Messenger RNA from Cantharellus anzutake, 1130 nucleotides. RefSeq lists its product as uncharacterized. NCBI's taxonomy places the organism in Eukaryota, Fungi, Basidiomycota, Agaricomycetes, Cantharellales, Hydnaceae. Bases 446 to 634 code for a protein of 62 amino acids. The transcript has 2 exons. The record is from RefSeq and is a predicted model, not a curated record.